UUUCUCAUUUAAUUUGGUUUUUUGCUAACCCAGACUAUGAAGGUAUAAGACCUCCUACGAUUAUCCCAAAUACUCCUAUAGUAGAUUAUUUCCUUAGCAACUUAGGAAAAAAAGUUGAGAUACCUUUACUAAACAAAGUGUUGGUAAAUAAUCACACAACUUAUUCAAUAAGAGGUACUAAAGACGUUUUGCGAACUAUCAAAACUGUGGCGCAAAGAAUUGCGAAUGGAUUUGAAUCAUUCCUUUAUCCAUUUGGUAUAAAUGAAAACUUAACAACACCACCAUUGACUAUUAAAUCAAUAAGGAAACUUAAAGAUUUGAUACCUUUACUAAACAAAAUGUUGGUAAAUAAUCACACAACUUAUUCAAUAAAAGGUACUAAAGACGUUUUGCAAACUAUCAAAGCUGGAGAAACUUAUCCUGGUUUGGUGGCGCAAAAAAUUGCGAAUAGAUUUGAAUCAUUCCUUUAUCCAUUUGAUAUAAAUGAUAACCUAAAAACACCACCAUUGACUAUUAAAUCAAUAAGGAAACUUAAAGAUUUGGUAAAUUAUGAAGAAAAUUCACCAUAUGAAGUAGAGGUAGAAGAGGAAAUUGAGUAUAUAACUGGAAUUUCUCAUUUAAUUUGUUUUUUUGCUAACCCAGACUAUGAAGAUAUAAGACCUCCUAAGUUUAUCCCAAAUACUCCUAUAGUAUAUUAUAUCCUUAGCAACUUAGGAAAAAAAGUUGAGAUACCUUUAUUAAAUAAAGUGUUGAUAAAUAAUCUCACAAUUUAUUCAAUAAAAGGUACUAAAGAUGCUUUGCAAACUAUUGAAGAUGGAAAAUCUAAUCCUGACUUG
Molecule: messenger RNA, 836 nt
Organism: Racocetra fulgida
Lineage: Eukaryota; Fungi; Glomeromycota; Glomeromycetes; Diversisporales; Gigasporaceae
Source: the annotation of a GenBank genome assembly